Molecule: messenger RNA, 1017 nt
Organism: Microthlaspi erraticum
Lineage: Eukaryota; Viridiplantae; Streptophyta; Magnoliopsida; Brassicales; Brassicaceae
Source: the annotation of a GenBank genome assembly
AUGGAAUCACCAACCACAACGGAGACGACCUUACAGAACCAUGAAGAGACCGAGACAGAGUCAACAGAUCUCGACAAGAAUCAGAAACGCUACCAAAACCUCAUCGCCACGUUACCUCAAGAGAAAGGCUGGCGACCAAAAGCUUCCCUGAUUAACUACAGUGGCCACUGGUUCUCACAACCUCGCCUUGAAGGUUGCCUUCACGCGCAAGACUUCUUCAAAGCUCGACCAAUUGACUUCUUCCUCUGUAGCUACCCAAAGACAGGUACCACUUGGCUCAAAGCUCUUACUUUCGCCAUCGUCAAUCGAUCUCGCUUCAACGACUCCACAAACCUUCUCCUAAAACAUAACCCUCACGACCUAGUUCCUUUCAUUGAGAAAGACUUCGCUUCCGUUCAAAACGACAAAGCGAACACUCUCUUCUCUGCUCAUCUCCCACACCAUUUACUACCAGAAUCGGUUUCGAAAUCUGGUUGUAAGAUGGUUUACAUAUGGAGAGACCCAAAGGACACUUUCAUAUCCACGUGGAGUUUCAUUCAAAAGCUAGCUAUAGACAAUGGCCCUAUCAACAUUCUUGAAGAGUGUUUUGACAUGUUCUGUCGAGGUGUUUCUAGCUACGGUCCUUAUCUAGAUCAUGUCUUGUCGUAUUGGAAAGCUUACCAAGAAAAUCAAGAACAGAUCUUGUUCCUCAAGUAUGAGUCGAUGAGAGCUGAUCCUUUGCCGUACGUUACAAGAUUGGCUGAGUUUAUGGGUUUAGGGUUUACAAGCGAGGAAGAGAAGGAAGGGGUUGUUGAGAAAGUUGUGAGCCUUUGUAGUUUCGAGACGUUGAAGAACCUUGAACACAACAAACUGGAGAAACCACAAGAACGUACUAGUUCUUUUGCGAAUAGUGCGUUUUUCAGGAAGGGAAAGGUCGGAGAUUGGCAGAACUAUUUGACUCCGGAGAUGGUCACUAGAAUUGAUGGAUUGAUGGAGGAGAAAUUCAAAGGCACCGGUUUGCUUGAACAUGGUAAGUAA